AUGCGCUCUGAGACCGUAGCGGUGGCACCUCUUGCCAAGAACGUGAUGGUCUAUCGGAACGGAGACCCCUUCUUUAACGGCAGGAAGUUUGUGGUCAGUCAGCGGCGCUUCCUGACCUUUGAGGCCUUUUUGAACGAGGUGACCAGCACGAUCCAGGCCCCUGCAGCCGUCAGGAACAUCUAUACACCCAGGCAGGGCCAUCGAGUCACCGAGCUGGGAGAACUACAUAAUGGGUGCCAGUAUGUCGCAGCAGGCUUUGAGCGGUUCAAAAGGCUGGCCUAUCUAAAACCUGGAAUGAAGCAGCUCAGUGAGAAUCAGAAGACAGGUCGCGCGCAGAGCUAUCCAGUCAUUUCCCGGAGGGCAAAUGUUUUGGAGCGAUGCAGGAGACCGGUGAAUGUGCCCUGCGUUAUACAUGUUUUCCGUAACGGCGACUUGCUCAGCCCCCCGUUCCGCCUAGUCCUCUCCAAGAGCUCCCUGCAGCAGUGGAAUACCGUCCUAGGCCUGCUGUCAGAGAGGGCAAACCUGCGGACCGGAGCUGUCCAAAAGCUGUGCCAGCUGAAUGGCAACGCCAUUUCCUGCGGUGACCAACUGGUGAGCGGGAGCUACUACGUGGCAGUGGGGAUGGAGAAGUACAAGAACCUGCCCUACGUGGAGCUACUGGUGCCCCAGAAGGUCGUCCAUCGGUCCCCUCGGAACCACCCCAAUAACAGAAGAAGGAACUGCAAUCGAGAGGACUUCCAGCUGGAUCUUCGGCGGGUGCGGUCUACAGGAGUUGUGGAGAAGGACAGUGGCCCAGGCUCUUCUCCAGCGCCACACGAAAAAGCCAGGAAACAUCUACUCAGCGAAGAGGAGAAGCAGGAGCGCAUCAUUUACACAAAGCCAGUCCGUGUCGGGCAAAUCAGCUGGAACUCUCGCCAGUGGUCUGACCAAGAAGGAAGCGUUUAUAAGCUGAAAGGAGCGAGGAAAGAGAUGCAGGGAGCACAGGAAGUCGGGGAGGAUGAAGACACACAGGUGGAGUUACCUGUUGACCAGAAAGUUGCAGAGAUGGUGGAAGAGGAAGUUAUGCCUCAGACUAAAAAGUGGCAACUCAACAAGGUAAUGAACCUUUUAGUGUGGUACAUAGGCAGCAUGUUUUAA
This is a messenger RNA of Euleptes europaea (tarantolino), 1137 nucleotides long. It is a transcript of the gene DCDC2B, whose product is annotated as doublecortin domain containing 2B. Gene Ontology annotation, cellular component: microtubule; microtubule organizing center. The transcript has 9 exons. Gene Ontology annotation, biological process: intracellular signal transduction. Lineage: Eukaryota; Metazoa; Chordata; Lepidosauria; Squamata; Sphaerodactylidae. Bases 1 to 1137 code for a protein of 378 amino acids. The record is from RefSeq and is a predicted model, not a curated record.